Molecule: messenger RNA, 2145 nt
Organism: Coniosporium apollinis CBS 100218
Lineage: Eukaryota; Fungi; Ascomycota; Dothideomycetes
Exons: 4
Coding region: 1-2145 (714 amino acids)
Biological process (GO): DNA-templated transcription
Molecular function (GO): DNA binding; zinc ion binding
Source: RefSeq, a predicted model, not a curated record
AUGGUGGACGAAGAGAGAAGCUUGAAUUACGUGAGAUCUGAGCAACAGAGGCUGGAGCAAGAAAUAGGAGCCCUGCUCUCCAUCAUCGAUGCGCUCAAGUGCUCUAAUGAGCAUUCCGCCGCAGAGGCUCUAUGCCGUUUGAGGGCCACUGGUAAUGCACCUGUUUAUUCGCCGCAGUCACCAUCGGCUCAAUCCUCAGGUGGAACUGGCGCGAAUGGCUACCGUCCGGUCUCUGCGGGCAGUGCGGGUAAGAUCACAGAGAGUACCUUUGCCUGGCAAGACGCUUCACUCGCGCCCUCGGUUCAACAGUAUGAGCAUCUUCUUCAGACGAUAAAAAUAUCCUCACCUGAAGAAAUAGACGAGAUCAUGCGGCGGCUCCGCUCGGGAACAGAUUUGCCUUCAGUGCUUGCGGAAGAUCGUGCAGCAUCGUUACACCAGCCUAUAAGCGAGCCAGACGUCGAAGGGACGCCUCACAUAGAAGCGGAAUUCUCGCUUUCGAAUCAAGGAUUCUUUGGCUUGGUAAAGGGUUCUCUACCUUCCACCACCGGACUCGGUCAAGCUCCAGCUUCCCCUAGCCUUUUCACAACGGGACCGUGGACCAAAGUCACAGAUGACGUUGAGCUUAUCGAUCAUUUGCUAUCCAUGUAUUUCGCAUGGCAGCAUCCACUCUUUGAAGGCUUUCGCGAAGACCUCUUCCGCAAAGACAUGACAGCCGGGCGGACGAAGCACUGCUCGGAGCUCCUUGUUAAUGCCAUUUGCGCAACCGGCGCUCUCAUUUCCGACAGGCAUCAGGCACACAGGACCGGGCGUGCGUUUUACGACGAAUCUAUCCGGCUGGUCAACGAAGUGCGUGUUUCAAGCGUUCCAAGCAUAGCCGCUCUCUCGCUGCUCUCUCAUGUCGAAGAGAGUGAAGGCCGGUUGAGUUCAAUGUGGCUAUACAGCGGACGAAGUUCGCGCAUGGCUUUAGACGUCAGCUUGCAUCUACGGAGCGACAAGCAACGGUCUGAAAACCGCACAGAAGAGGCAGAAAUGGAUCAACAGGCGCGUCUGCAUGCGUUCUGGGGUUGUUUCAUCACCGACCAACUCACUGGGUUCACCCUUGGACGUUUGCCGCAUAUCCCUACAAACGCCAUCACAGUAGACCUCCCAUCAACCAGCUACGCGCGUGAUGAAGAAGAUUGGGCCCCAGCCGGUGUUGCUCGACCGUCGAUGCCUGGGGCAAGGUCGUCUACUUUCCAUGCACUUGCUGCAUUGUCAAAGAUCAUCAAUUCUACGCUGCGUAUGUUCUUCGCUCCUACUAAGCCAAUCAGCGGCAGUCUCCUUCUAAAUGAGUACAACAAAUACCUGCAUUGGUACGAGACUCUCCCUGCAAUUCUGACGGUUGGCGAGGAUGCACCAGCGCAUGUUCUAUGUCUCCACAUGUAUUAUCACGCGGCUGUCCUACUCCUCUUCCGACCCUUCCUUAGGGCCCAAUUUACCGAAUCAGACAUUCGUCCCAGCCAAAUCUGCAGACAAUCUGCAGACGUUAUUUCAGACAUGCUCGAUCAACACCGCCGAGUCUACGAUCUUACGGGGUUUUGCACUUUCCAUGUGCAUUGUCUUCUUGUGGCCUGCACCAUUCACAUCAUCAACCUGCCAGCCAGCACGCGGCACCUGAAAACCGCCUGCGAGGUUUUCCACGGCCUCUGCCACAAAAUCCGGUGGGCUGCCGCCAGUCUAAACAUCAUUGCAGGCCUCGUCCAAAAGUGGAACAUCACCCUACCACACGAAGUCGAGAGUGCACUCUAUAGCAACGGGCCAGUACUUCCCGACUUUGACUUCCACGAGGGUGCUCAAGCCGUGACGUAUCUGCCCGAGAAGAAGCGAGCAGAUACUCCGCAAGACUCCACCGGAGGGCUGAAAAGGCGACGAUUAUCGGACCCAGAAGACCAAGGUAGAAAAGUGCAGCGUUUCGAGCUACCGACAAACGAUCUGUUUUCACCAUUCCCGUACCAACCGCCGCCGUUGCUGCGGCCUACCCAUACGGAUUCUAACGCCGACCCUGACGCUAACUAUGUGCGCCACAACUCGCUGCAGGAGCUGGUUGGGUUGGACUUCUCGACUGAUGACUGGUUCGAUCCGUUCAUGGAUUACCAAGGAAGUUGA